This is a messenger RNA of Heterobasidion irregulare TC 32-1, 1383 nucleotides long. RefSeq lists its product as uncharacterized. Gene Ontology annotation, molecular function: GTP binding; translation elongation factor activity; GTPase activity. The record is from RefSeq and is a predicted model, not a curated record. NCBI's taxonomy places the organism in Eukaryota, Fungi, Basidiomycota, Agaricomycetes, Russulales, Bondarzewiaceae. Gene Ontology annotation, biological process: translation; translational elongation. The transcript has 8 exons. Bases 1 to 1383 code for a protein of 460 amino acids.
AUGGGCAAAGACAAGUUCCAUGUUAACGUUGUCGUCAUCGGCCACGUCGAUUCUGGCAAGUCCACCACCACUGGACACCUUAUCUACAAGUGCGGUGGUAUCGAUAAGCGUACCAUCGAAAAGUUUGAGAAAGAGGCUGCCGAACUCGGCAAAGGUUCCUUCAAGUAUGCCUGGGUUCUCGACAAGCUGAAAGCUGAGCGUGAACGUGGUAUCACCAUUGAUAUCGCCCUAUGGAAGUUCGAAACCCCCAAAUACAUGGUCACGGUCAUCGAUGCCCCUGGUCACCGUGAUUUCAUUAAAAACAUGAUCACUGGUACCUCCCAGGCUGAUUGUGCUAUCCUCAUCAUCGCCGGUGGUACCGGUGAGUUCGAGGCUGGUAUCUCGAAAGAUGGCCAGACCCGCGAGCAUGCCCUCCUUGCCUUCACCCUUGGUGUGCGGCAACUCAUCGUUGCUGUCAACAAGAUGGACACCACCAAGUGGAGUGAAGAUCGUUUCAACGAGAUUAUCAAGGAGACUUCGACUUUCAUUAAGAAAGUCGGGUACAACCCUAAAACGGUCGCUUUUGUUCCCAUCUCAGGCUGGCACGGUGACAAUAUGCUGGAGGAAUCCCCUAACAUGCCGUGGUACAAGGGCUGGAGCAAGGAGAACAAGUCCGGUGUUGUCAAGGGCAAGACCCUCCUCGACGCCAUCGAUGCCAUCGACCCUCCAUCUCGACCCUCCGACAAGCCUCUUCGACUUCCUCUACAGGACGUUUACAAGAUUGGCGGUAUUGGGACGGUGCCCGUCGGUCGUGUUGAGACUGGUAUCAUCAAGGCUGGCAUGAUUGUCACGUUUGCGCCUAGCAAUGUCACCACUGAAGUCAAGUCUGUCGAAAUGCACCACGAGCAGCUCGAGCAGGGCGCUCCAGGUGACAACGUUGGUUUCAACGUGAAGAACGUGUCAGUCAAGGAUAUCCGCCGUGGGAACGUUGCGUCUGACUCGAAGAACGACCCCGCGAAAGAGGCCGCAUCCUUCAACGCCCAGGUCAUUGUUCUAAACCACCCGGGUCAGAUUGGUGCCGGUUAUGCCCCAGUCCUCGAUUGCCACACUGCUCACAUUGCCUGCAAAUUCGCCGAGCUCAUUGAGAAGAUUGACCGUCGUUCUGGUAAGGUGAUGGAGCAGUCGCCGAAGUUUGUCAAGUCAGGUGAUGCCUGCAUUGUCAAGCUCAUCCCAAGCAAGCCAAUGUGCGUUGAGUCGUACAACGAGUACCCACCUCUCGGUCGUUUCGCCGUUCGUGACAUGAGACAGACUGUUGCUGUCGGUGUCAUUAAGUCCGUCGACAAGACUGAAAAGACUACUGGCAAGGUCACAAAGUCCGCGGAGAAGGCUACCAAGAAGAAGUAA